Molecule: messenger RNA, 669 nt
Organism: Quercus lobata
Lineage: Eukaryota; Viridiplantae; Streptophyta; Magnoliopsida; Fagales; Fagaceae
Product: non-specific lipid-transfer protein 1-like
Exons: 2
Coding region: 79-432 (117 amino acids)
Biological process (GO): lipid transport
Molecular function (GO): lipid binding
Source: RefSeq, a predicted model, not a curated record
UAACAACAAAGUUACACCAGUCCCAAUUAAUCAAGCUCAACUUUCCUAUUCCUCCCUACAAAAGUUCUUUUCUCAACAAUGGCUAGCCUUAACUUUUCAUGUGUGCUUUUCUUGUGCAUGAUAGCUAUUGUACCCAUUGCCCAAGCCACCAUAACAUGCACUCAAAUUUCAAACAAUGUAAUGCCAUGCGUAACCUACCUUAGGAGCAAUGGUGCGUCGCCUCCACCUGAAAACUGUUGCCAAGGGGUUAGAAACCUCAACGGCAUGGCCAAGACCACACCUGAUCGCCAAGCCGUUUGCAACUGUUUCAAAGCCGCAGCUGGUGGAAUUUCUGGACUCAACCCUACUUUAGUUCCUAACCUCCCAAAAAAUUGUGGAGUCAAUAAUCCUUACAAGAUCAGCCCCUCCACCGACUGUUCAAAAGUGCAGUGAGGAUGAUAGAGAAGCAAUUUGCGGCUGCAACAAUAUAAGUAGCAUUAAGAAUAAAGACAUUACGUCAAGUCCAGAUGGAGCUUCAAUUUCGCGAGUCUCUUCUCUUCAUUGUUAUGGUCUAGUCUUGUGAUCAUCAUAUCUUGUAUGUCAUCACUAUGAGUCCUCUCGGUUGUUCUAUGAAAUGACUGUCUUUAUAAAAUAUAUGUCACUUAUUAUUAUGAUAAUCUUUCUUUUUUU